AGGACUUGACUGGACUGAAUUCCUUGCUGUAUAAAAGAAUUCCUGUGCCAUGGAAAGCCUCUGAAUUUUGGACUGGUUCAUUCAUCUGUCUCAGUGAGGGGACUGGCAACUUGCAGAGGAGUGGCAGGUGGGAGCAACAAUUACUUUGAUUCCACGGCACAGUUGUAUGUGCAGUGAUGUUUUAGGUGAGAAGCCAGGGACGGAGCAAGAUGAAGUUAAGCUGCAGAACGCCAGCAAGCAGAUUGUGCAGACUGCUAUCCUCCGAGCACUGCAGCAAGUUUCCCAGGAGAGCCAGCAAAAGGAGAAUCGAACAAACAGUACAAGCCUCCAGCUCGAAAGAGGAAAACUAACCAAGAAACAUGAAAGGAAGUAAAGGAGCAGAUUGGGUUUUUUCAGUCCUUCAGUCUGCAGUUUUCAGCCUUCUCUUUAGUAUCAGCUGUAUUGCUAGUGCAAUGCUACUGUUGUAAAGCAAACCAAAGUAUUAUCAUACCUAGACAUAGGGUAAAACUGCAAUAGUCCUCAGCUGAGAAAUAUUAAGUGCAUUAGAUGAAUAACUUCAUAUUUAUGCAGUGCCUAUUAACAGAAACAAUAACCAUAGUUAUAAAAGUAGUUUCAAGCACAAACUCUUACGGUAUGAACUUAUUCUCAAAAGCUUGUUGUCAGUUCACUUUCAUGUUAAGUUCUGCGUGCAACAAUUAUGUCAUUUCAGCUGGGUGGACUCUUCUUUGAGUGACUGGGUUCACUGAAGUUGUCUUCACCGAAGAAAUAGUUUACUGUCGAGUAUAGCAGAAUGAUUUCAGACUCCCUUGAAGCAUGGGUCUGUACUUUGCUUUGAUUAGACAUGAGCUAUGUGAAAUGGCAGUAUAAAGUGGAUUUGGUAAGUUCUGUGAACCAAUUUCUUUUUUCAUCUUGGACAAAAAAAAGCGCAAUCCAGUAAGACUGCAGUAACUGUGAUCUAUUACUGUGAUCAUACACCUAUGAUCUCUGUCUUUUUUUAAAGAAGUUAAAAUAAGUACUGAAGUUUUAGUCUACUUAUUUGAAACACUUCUAUACUUCUGCAUAAAAAUCACUUGUGCCUCAACUAGUCCUUUUAAUUUUCUUGAUACUGAAAGAAAAGAAACUGAUGCAAUGAUAAGGAGUUUGCCAACAUAUUCUUCAGUUUUGCAGCUUUGCUGGGGCUCUAUUUACAAGACUGGAGUGUCUUAAAAAAAAGGGGUUGAAUUUAUUAAUAUCUUGAAGGAUGAAAAUAUACUGUGUCUGAAUUCUGUCAUGGUAGAUAUUUCUCACCUGCUGUGCAUAAAGUGACUUUACAUAUUUGGAAUUGUAACAUAGAUUCACCUUAAAUAGCACUGCAUUAAGCUGGUAAUACAGAGCUUAUCCUUUUAAGUGCUCUAUAUAGCUGAAGCAAUCCACAAUGUUUCGGAAAAUACAAAUUAAAUACAUGUCCCCUUCCCUUUUAUGCUCCCUUUCUGUAAUGAUGAUUGCGCUAUUACACAUCUGAAAUUAAUAACUGUAUAUUUAAUUCUAGAAAUGGCUUGUAGCUCUACUUCGCUGAAUUCCUGUAGUAAUACACCGAGAAAUAUAGAGAAGCAGAUGCUCUGCAAAACUGUGAACUGCUUUUCUAGUCAGCUAUGUGAUUCUCAAAGAGACUGUGGGUUAAGCAAUUGGCUAUUACUUACUGUGUCCUGUUGCUUGUGUUAAACAAUUUUGGAUUCAUCAUGGCCAGAGGCUUAGCCAUAAAUAACCACAUACUGUAGUAUUAAGUUUUUUAAUUUGCCUGGUUUCUCUCUUUUUCUUUUUUUUUUUUUUUUUAAUUUAACAGCACCAUCUCAUACAAGAUAAUAAUUUAGCUGAAUCUUCUUUCACUUAAAAAUUAAAAGAUUUCAAUAUGAUUAAAGUUGUUUCAAAUCACCUAAUAAUGAAAACUGACUUGGAUUACAAGUACCACAGGUGGUUCAGUUCUAUAGACACUGGGUGAAUGUUUUUAGCCAAGCAAAUUUUGAAAUGUGAAAGUGGUUGGGUCUUGAGGUAUGUGUGUGUUUGUUUUAACAGUAAUUUUUUUACCAUUAGCUUUUUCAUCUGUUCACCUUUGGUUGGGAGGUAACUCUUUUCUAAGCACUCUUUGCAUCUUUGCUUUCUGAGAGCCUAAGAAAACUGAUCAUGAGUAAAGGUUCAAUACUGAGUCUGACAAGCGGGCAAGUCCAGUGGUGAGAGAGGGCAAACCUUUUGGAGAGACUCUGUGGUGCAAAAUGGUGUGUACGAUGGACUCACCUACAAUGCUGCAGGAAGGAGAGAUAUCAAACGUAUCAAUUUCUUUGAAAUUAUGCUACUCCUUUAAUGUUUUUUGUCACUGUAAAUUUGAAAUGUGUUUGUGUUUGGGGUUUUUUUUGUAUUCCUGGUAAUUAUGUUAAUAAUCUUCAUGUAAUUUUAAAACUUGUUUGUAUGUAAACUUUUCUUUACUUAAUCAUUUUAGAGAAAGAAUCAUUUCAAAAGCCAAUGAGUCCAGGCUUUUGAUACUACUUUAUAUCACCCUAUUCCACUCCUGUUCCCACUCCUCCCACUAUACUGUUAUACAAUAUCCCUUUACUGUCCUAGUCCUUUUAGACACACUAUUACUCAACCAUUUAACAGUCAUGUCCACCACUGCCAGAAUGCCAAUGCCAUCAGAAGUCCAACAUCUUGGAAAACUAAAAAUGGUAGGAAGCCUAGCAAAGCCUUGAGGAAGUUUUCUAUGGUCUCCUAUUGAGGACAAACAAAUACUGCAGCUUAAAUAAUGUAGUUUUCCCUGAGAGCCAAAUGAUGUGUCUCCGAUCUAGAGUAAUACACCCCUAAGUUACAGGACACAUUUAGUAUUUCCUACUGACAACCAAUGUUCUGAACACCACUUGCACCCAGAAUAUGCACCUGAGGUUUGUACCACGUGUGAGAAAACUGCACAAAAGUAAACUUCACCCUUGCUUCAUUAUAUGCUUACUACAUGAUGAAAGCGGGUAUUUUUUGGUAUUAUCUUCACUGACAGAUUAUAUUUUCUGGAGAAAAUAAGGACUUUAGAAAUUAUUACAGAUGCGAUGUAGGUCUUUCUACAAAUAAAAUAGAACUCCUAAAGAAACUCUUAGUACCUUACAUGUCUUUAGUUUUUCCUGUCAGAAGAGGGGAAGCAAUUUUCAGAUUCACUAGACAAUCUCAUGAGGCAAACUGUACUCAUAAGAUUUGCAGUAAUGAAUGCAUUAUUCAGCACGAUAAUUCAUAUCUUAAAAGUACGAGACAAUCAAAAUGGUAUCUAUAGGUAUUUAAAACAAACUCACCAAAUUUUAGCACUUAUAGUCGUAAGUAGAAGGUUGUACAACUAUGUGAAAUUGUAUUUACCACAACUCCAAAAUAACAGAAGAAUUGUGUUUCCACGGCUAUUCUGCACUACGUUUGCUAUGUUUUCAUUUGGUUUGAUUAUCACAAUUUUAUUACCUUACUUGUGCUGUUCUUUGUAAGGUUAAUCAAGCAGCAAUGCUUAAAUGGAAAUUCACGUGGCCACAGCAGGUUGUAAGAGAUUUCUAAAUGCCACUGUACUUCAAGUUUUUUGGUUCUGUGUGGUUACACUGGAAAUCCCUGCUCUAAAAUAAAUAAAACCAACAACUGUGACUUGGAAACAGCCAUAUUAAUUUUAUCAUUUCAGAAAAAUAAAAGCAUUUUGUCAUGAUA
Molecule: messenger RNA, 3696 nt
Organism: Myiozetetes cayanensis
Lineage: Eukaryota; Metazoa; Chordata; Aves; Passeriformes; Tyrannidae
Gene: AKAIN1
Product: A-kinase anchor inhibitor 1
Exons: 2
Coding region: 167-373 (68 amino acids)
Source: RefSeq, a predicted model, not a curated record